AAACACAUCAUUAACAGACUGUUUAAACCAUAGCUGCUUGCAGCAUGUGCAUAUAUACUCACAUGCUACUGAUACUGCUUCUUUAAAGUGCUCCACAAGUUCAUCAAUUGUAUUGGAGGGAAAUCUGUUGCUUUGUUUACGUAAAGCGUCAUCUUUAGAUUCUUUCUCUCUGUAUGCUGGAUUGCUUCUCCUUUGUUUGUUGAUGUUUCUCUCAAAUUCUUGGAAUGACGGAGCUCUUCUUCUCUUUCUAUUGUUUCUUUUUUCAAUUUCUUUAUACACAGGAUCUCUUCUUCUUGUCUUGUUGAUGUUACUCUCAAACUCUUGGAAGGAUAGAUCUUUUCUUCUUCUUUUGUUUUUUCUUUGUUCAUUUUCUUUGUAUUCCGGAUCUUGUCGUCUUCUCUUCUUGAGGUUACUCUCAAACUCUUGGAAGGAUGGAUCUUUUCUUCUUCUUUUGCUUUUUCUUUGUUCAUUUUCUUUGUAUUCCGGAUCUUGUCGUCUUCUCUUCUUGAGGUUACUCUCAAACUCUUGGAAGGAUGGAUCUUUUCUUCUUCUUUUGUUUUUUCUUUGUUCAUUUUCUUUGUAUUCCGGAUCUUGUCGUCUUCUCUUCUUGAGGUUACUCUCAAACUCUUGGAAGGAUGGAUCUUUUCUUCUUCUUUUGUUUUCUCUUUGUUCAUUUUCUUUGUAUUCCGGAUCUUGUCGUCUUCUCUUACUGAGGUUACUCUCAAACUCUUGGAAGGAUGGAUCUUUUCUUCUUCUUUUGUUUUCUCUUUGUUCAUUUUCUUUGUAUUCCGGAUCUUGUCGUCUUCUCUUCUUGAGGUUACUCUCAAACUCUUGGAAGGAUAGAUCUUUUCUUCUUCUUUUGUUUUCUCUUUGUUCAUUUUCUUUGUAUUCCGGAUCUUGUCGUCUUCUCUUAUUGAGGUUACUCUCAAACUCUUGGAAGGAUAGAUCUUUUCUUCUUCUUUUGUUUUCUCUUUGUUCAUUUUCUCUGUAUUCCGGAUCUUGUCGUCUUCUCUUAUUGAGGUUACUCUCAAACUCUUGGAAGGUUAGAUCUUUUCUUCUCUUUCUAUUGUUUCUUUGUUCAUUUUCUUUGUAUUCUGGAUCUUGUCGUCUUCUCUUAUUGAGGUUUUUCUCAAAUUCUUUGAAGGACAAAUCUCUUCUCCUCUUUCUGUUUGCACUUUGUUCACUUUCCUUAUAUUGUGGGUCUCUUCUUUUCUCCUUUCUGAGUGUCCUUUCUAAUUUUGUAUAGGAAGAAUUCUGUCUUUGCUUACGCUUGUAUUCCAUCAUAUAGGUCUUUCUUAGGUUUUGAGACAAGUGUGUAUUAGCAACAUUUUGUCCAAUUGACCUUGAUAGCUCUUGAAAGUUUGCUUGAGAAACAAAGUAUGAACUGAGAGUGUCUAAUCUUUCAGUUGGGAAUGGUAUAACUUUGCCUUGCUGUAAGCACAAUUUGAGAUGUUGUCUGAUUUGUGAAUUGUCAAAUCUUUGAGUUUGUGGAGGCACAUUGAACAGACAGCUAAAUGCAGCAGCUAUUGCAAAAGCUCCACAAGCUGGUUCAGUUUGUUGGGUUAUUGGAAUGUACUCUAUAUGCACAGCUGUUCCAUACAAUAGAUUGAUUUGAGGCAUUAAAUGCUUAAUUCUGUCCUGUGAAGACAAUGAAUCAUACACAGAUACUCGAUUGGUGGAAGGGUCAUAUGAGGAUGUGACCCAAUGGUUAUCAACAUGAUGGAAGUUGAUACAAUGUUUAUCUCUAGGAAUAUCAAUAGAAACUCCUUUAGAAAGAAGAACUUUCAUGGCUGCAGGUGUCACUUGUCCAAUGUAUUGAUCUAGUUGUGGACUAUGAUUUUUCAUAAUUGAUACAGCUUGUUGUAUGACAUCAUCAGGGAUGUAUGCUGCGUAUUCAUCCACUGAACUCAUAGAUUCUUUAUUUAGAUUCGACAAGGAUAAGUGUUUUUUGUGAGUAUUAUUAUUACUGAUUGCAGUCAGUUCUUCUUUCCGUUGCUGAGUAUUCACACUGCCAAUAUUACUCUGACCAUGAGCACUUGAUAAAAUGCUAUGACUCGGGGUUUUAUCAUUCUUGUUCACAGUGGUAGUGCAUUUGUGACUUUUAAACUUUUGAUAAGUACUAAACCUUAGGUUGCAAGCAUGACAGUAUGAGCAUUUAUGCUGAAGAAGUCUUUUCUGGGUUGAAAAGCUUUUACAGCAGUUAGUACAUUUACAACUUCUUAAUUCGUCACAGAGAUCUUGAUCAUUAGAAGGUACUUGUUUAAUGCACUUAUGUAAGCUUAUUUUUUGCUUGGAAGGAAAAACAUUUCCACAUUGUUGACAUAAACAACAUUUGUGUAGUUUCAUCUUUUGCUUGGUGGAGAAAUCUUGCCCACAUUGUUUACACAAAGUGCAUGUAUGACUUCUGAAAGCUUUCAAAUACUUGUAAGUUUGAGUGCAUUCAUUGCAUGUGAAUAUGUUGCCAUUGUAUAUAUGGCUCCCUCUAUUUCCUACAAGAAAAUGAUCUUCGUGGAAUCUUUGUGUCAGUGAGGAAAUAAUACAAGUGACAUUGUUAAAAGAAAUAUAACAGAACGCGAACAGCGUCAGGGUAAACAUGUAAACAAAAUAAGACAUCCUUAUAUAUAGUCAAGGUUAUAAUUGAGUAUCAGGAGAAUCUAGUUGAGAUUACAAAUGAGAAACCUCUGGAAAGUGACUUUGUUCAUUUCUCCUUUACAGAUGCCUUUCAGUAGUAUCCAUAUACCGCAAGCAAAGUACUGUCAAGUGUAGGAUUCUUUCUGUUUCAGUCAGUGCAUUGAAGUGUUGCCCACGCAAAAAAAAACUUGGAAUACUUUGUAUCCUGCAGUCUGAGGUAAAAAAAAGAAAAUCAUUGACUUUUAACACUGUACAAUGUGUCUGUUCAUACAAGGCCAAGGCUAAAUAUCUACUUUUGAGAGAUUUUGAGUAGGUGUAAUUCUAUACUGAUUAGCAAUGAAUUGAUAAGUAAUUCUGUUAAAUGCCAUUAAUUAUGAUUAUCCUCAUUAACAUCAUCUCCAUCUUUUUAAUCAAUUAUUUCUUGAGUAUUUAUGAUAUAAAUUGAUAUUAUUGGGGUUAUCAUUCUUUUUUAUCACCAUUAUUACAUUAUUCAUGUAUUAUUAAUUUGUUUGUGUAUGAAAUGAUAAUAAUUGCUUUUUAUUUAAAUAAGCGGUAAUUUUAAAACGAAAUUCAAUCUUUGUCAUAAAAUGAUGUGUCAAAGUG
Lytechinus pictus (painted urchin) is the source of this 3234-nucleotide messenger RNA. RefSeq lists its product as uncharacterized. Bases 203 to 1246 code for a protein of 347 amino acids. Lineage: Eukaryota; Metazoa; Echinodermata; Echinoidea; Temnopleuroida; Toxopneustidae. The record is from RefSeq and is a predicted model, not a curated record. The transcript has 3 exons.